GACAACCACGACCACGUCACAAACAAUGUGAAUAAGGUUAUGUAUCUGGUACUUUAAACUGAAAAAUGGUUGUGAAUGCUGUCAAGCCCUUAAAUCAACUUGCUUCUUUUUUGAAGCUGCAAGCCGGCAAAAUUACUUUUAGUGAAAAUACUCUUCCAACACGUGUUGUUAACAAGAACAGCACGUUUGGGUACAUAAAUAUAGUUAUUGAUCUGAUAAAACAAGCCAAUUCAAAUUUAGAAGGUUGCACUGAUCUGGAAAAGGCAGAAGUUAGACAGUGGAUUGAAUAUGCCAUUCUUUAUGCAGCUCAUUCAGAGUUGUCUCACCAAGUCUUAAGGGAAUUAAAUGCAGUUUUGGCCACAAGGACUUACUUAGUUUCCCAUAGAUUAACAGCAGCAGAUUUGUUUUUGUACUAUAUUUUGCAACCAACAAUGGAAAAUUUGGCCAUUUUGGACAAAGAAAGAUUUGUACAUGUAUCACGUUGGUUUGACAAUUUACAACAGGAUUCAUCCAUUCGUCAAUCAAAUAAAUUGGUGAAUUUUAGUACCCUUUAUUUAGCAAGUGUAGCACCAGCAAGACACUAAGUAUUAAAUACUGUAUUAAAUGCUAGGAUACAUUUUAUAAAAUUUAAUUUAUUAAAACAAUUUGCCAAGUA
Molecule: messenger RNA, 655 nt
Organism: Zophobas morio
Lineage: Eukaryota; Metazoa; Arthropoda; Insecta; Coleoptera; Tenebrionidae
Gene: AIMP3
Product: eukaryotic translation elongation factor 1 epsilon-1
Exons: 4
Coding region: 66-584 (172 amino acids)
Biological process (GO): positive regulation of DNA damage response, signal transduction by p53 class mediator
Cellular component (GO): nucleus; aminoacyl-tRNA synthetase multienzyme complex; cytoplasm
Source: RefSeq, a predicted model, not a curated record